This is a messenger RNA of Epinephelus moara (kelp grouper), 657 nucleotides long. RefSeq names its product cilia- and flagella-associated protein 20-like. Lineage: Eukaryota; Metazoa; Chordata; Actinopteri; Perciformes; Serranidae. Bases 10 to 528 code for a protein of 172 amino acids. Gene Ontology annotation, biological process: positive regulation of cell motility; regulation of cilium beat frequency involved in ciliary motility; cilium assembly. Gene Ontology annotation, cellular component: motile cilium; ciliary basal body. The record is from RefSeq and is a predicted model, not a curated record. The transcript is spliced from 5 exons.
AUAUUUAAUAUGUCAGUGUGUUGGCAGGUGAGGAACGGUCACAUCAAGAGGGUCACAGACGAGGACAUCUGCUCACUGGUGCUGGAGAUCGUGGGGACAAACAUCAGCACCACGUAUUUAACAUGUCCUGCAGACCCAGAGAAGACACUGGGCAUCAAACUUCCUGUUCUGGUCAUGAUCAUCAAAAACCUCAAGAAGUACUUCACCUUCGAAGUCCAGGUGUUAGAUGAUAAAAACGUUCGCCGGAGGUUUCGGGCGAGUAACUUUCAGAGCACGACACGAGUGAACACGUUUACCUGCACCAUGCCCAUGAGACUGGACACGGGCUGGAACCAGAUCCAGUUCGACCUGUCGGACUUCACCAGGAUGGCCUACGGGACCAACUACACAGAGACACUGCGUGUGCAGAUCAACGCUAACUGUCGCAUAAGGAGAGUGUUCUUUGCAGACCGACCGUACUCUGAGGACGAGCUCCCAGCAGAGUUUAAACUCUACCUGCCCGUCCAGACCCAGACAGCUAAGCAGUAAAGACUCUGUCCCUGCUCUGAUGUGGAGCUGUGAGAUUUAUCUGUGUGAAGAGUCCUGAUGAAGUUUAAAAACCUGGUGAUAGUUUUAUUUGUGGGAGUUUGAGUUUACACAAUAAAGUUUGUUCUGGAC